AGCGGUUGGUUUGCUGGUUGGACGUUCGGUCGCUGCGAUGUCGGGGCGCGGAAAGCAGGGCGGGAAGGCGCGCGCCAAGGCCAAGUCGCGCUCGUCGCGGGCCGGGCUGCAGUUCCCCGUGGGCCGCGUGCACCGGCUGCUGCGCAAGGGCAACUACGCGGAGCGGGUGGGCGCCGGCGCCCCGGUGUACCUGGCGGCCGUGCUGGAGUACCUGACGGCCGAGAUCCUGGAGCUGGCGGGCAACGCGGCCCGCGACAACAAGAAGACGCGCAUCAUCCCCCGCCACCUGCAGCUGGCCAUCCGCAACGACGAGGAGCUCAACAAGCUGCUGGGCAAGGUGACCAUCGCGCAGGGCGGGGUGCUGCCCAACAUCCAGGCCGUGCUGCUGCCCAAGAAGACCGACAGCCACAAGGCCAAGGCCAAGUGAAAAAGCUGAGGACAGUGCGUGGAGAAACCCAAAGGCUCUUUUCAGAGCCACCCACAAUGCCUGAAAAAGAGCUAAAUUGCUUCUAUAUAAUAUAGGAAUUGUAUUAAGUGCCUUCAAUAAAUUAAGUUUUGGAGAAGCAGUACUAAAUUCUUUAAUGA
Gallus gallus (chicken) is the source of this 585-nucleotide messenger RNA. It is a transcript of the gene H2AC33, whose product is annotated as histone cluster 1, H2A-IV-like 3 (similar to human histone cluster 2, class H2A, member C). The transcript has a single exon. Bases 38 to 427 code for a protein of 129 amino acids. The record is from RefSeq and is marked validated. Gene Ontology annotation, cellular component: nucleosome. Gene Ontology annotation, molecular function: structural constituent of chromatin; protein heterodimerization activity; DNA binding. NCBI's taxonomy places the organism in Eukaryota, Metazoa, Chordata, Aves, Galliformes, Phasianidae.